Molecule: messenger RNA, 4449 nt
Organism: Crotalus tigris (Tiger rattlesnake)
Lineage: Eukaryota; Metazoa; Chordata; Lepidosauria; Squamata; Viperidae
Gene: BNIP3
Product: BCL2 interacting protein 3
Exons: 6
Coding region: 531-1148 (205 amino acids)
Biological process (GO): mitochondrial outer membrane permeabilization; positive regulation of apoptotic process
Cellular component (GO): mitochondrial outer membrane; mitochondrial envelope; nucleus
Source: RefSeq, a predicted model, not a curated record
UUCUUUGUUUAGAUCCCGCGUAGCCUGAGUCCCCAACCAAAUGACUAGGUGUAGGAUCGGAACGGGCAUGCGCUGGGGAAAAUCCCGCUGCUUUCUAGAGACUGGAUCCUUAUCGCGGCUCGAUCGGGUAGGCCAAUCGAUUCGAGCAACUGCUGAUCACCGCGGCGGCCCAGGCGCUCUUCUCCUCCGCGGCCGCUAAAGCGGCUCCCGUUGACUUCAGCGAAGCGGGGAGGGGAAGAGAGGAGAGGGGGGGGGGCGUGCCGAAGAUCGGUUCCGGCAGCCAAUCGGGGCGUUCCAUUCCUUUUUGACGUCACAAUCUCUAGAACCUGCAGCGGCGACAACAAUAACAAUACCAGGCGGGGAUCGUUCCCCGGAGUCGAGCGGUCGGGGCGGGGGGCCUGACCGGGGCGAGCCGUGAAAACAGCGCGUCCGGGGGUAGCGCUUGCUACUGUCAGCGGAGUCGGAGAGGAGCAACCCAGCAAGCAACUCAGGAGGGAGCCCGAAAUAGAAGCGCCUCUUUCCUGGCAGCGAUGGCCUCGAGCGAGCCCUCGGGGCUGCAAGAAGAGAAUCUACAGGGUUCCUGGGUAGAACUGCACUUUAGCAGCAAUGGGAACGGUAACAGUGGCCAGCCAGCCGGCCAGGAACAAGUUCCUGCUUCAGUUUCUAUUUAUAAUGGUGACAUGGAGAAAAUUCUUCUAGAUGCCCAGCAUGAGUCUGGAAGAAGUAGCUCGCGAGAGAGCUCACACUGUGACAGCCCACCACGUUCCCAGACACCUCAGGAUGUUCACAGAACUUCAGAAGUGGAGAGUCGUGCCAGUGGAGAAAAGAAUAGUUCUCAGUCUGAAGAAGAUUUUCUGGAAAGAAGGAAAGAAGUUGAACGGCUUCUGAAGAAAAAUUCAGAUUGGAUGUGGGACUGGUCGAGUAGGCCUGAGAAUAUCCCCCCCAAGGAAUUUCUCUUUAAACACCCUAAGCGCACAGCUACACUCAGCAUGAGAAACACGAGUGUGAUGAAGAAGGGGGGCAUAUUUUCGGCAGAAUUCUUGAAGAUUUUCUUACCCUCUCUGCUGCUCUCCCAUCUGCUUGCCAUUGGAUUAGGGAUUUAUAUUGGAAAACGGUUGACAAUCACGGCUUCCAGCAGCUCCUUGUAAAAAAAAAGAAAUGAAUUCGUCUCUUUUGCAAAUCAUGACAAAAUUCAUCCAGACAUAUAAAGUGGUGAACAGAAGAAACUUCCAAAUGUAUAAUCAUAAUAUGGCGAUGUAUGUUGUAUUGUGUAAAGGGCUCUUGCAAAAGGAAAGGAAGAAAACCCAACUACCCAACUGCUUCUAUAUGUAAAUUCCUAUUCGCACGGUUUAAUAUAGUGUAGCUUAGAUCAGGAGUGGGGAACCAGAACUACAACUUCCAGCAAGCUCCAACUUUGGGCCAGUAACAAAGGAUAUUGGGAGAUGUUGUUUAGCAUGUGCAAUGGCCCACAUUUCAUUAUCCUUGCUUGAAGAUUUUUCUUUGUUGCUAUUAUUGCAAGAACGAACACUGUAGCAGAAAAAAAAAAAAUCACUGUGAACACCGGGGAGGGAAUGAAUAUACAAUUUGAAAAGACUCGUAAUGAUUAGUUGUGAAAAAAGACACAACACAACUGUAAUUUCAAAAAAAGAAAGUCACGGUCAACAAAAGUCAAAUGGCUUUACAUUUAUUAAGAGUAUGGUUUUACUACUUGAGAUGAAAUGAAUUAGUGACAUGAUUUGAAAUGUAAACAUAAAUCAGUGUAGACUGUUUUGGUAUGUGUAAGUCUUAAUAGGGAAUCUUUUCUUUAUGUUUCCAAUGAAAGUUUGUAUGCAGCUGUUGGGACAAUGAUUUAGUAAUAAAUAAUCUGAUUUUUCUCAAAGUGAGCCAAAAUUUGUGUGGUCAGAAAACUUUUAAGAAGGAAAGCCCCGAGGAAUUUCUUCCAAGAAGUUCAUUGUGGGAAAAUAACAUUAGCCAGUCCCUUUUCCUCUCUUGGCUGAUAAACAGAAAUCUCUCAUCUCUGAUUUGCAAGGCAUUGCUUUGCAUCACCAAUGAGUCAUAGUGGGGUAGCUGGAUCUGCCUUUUUAAUCACAAAUACUGCAGCUGUGAACCACUGGUCUGGUCUAUGUGAAUACAGAGGAAUUUACUCAUGGUGAAUGAUGGCAGUUACCGAAGAAAUAUCCAUUUGUCAGGUGCUGCUUUGCUGUCUACCUUUUCCAUGUUGGUUUCCUUCUUUCUGCUGCAGAUGCACAAGGAGCUAGAAAUAGAAACUAUGGCUUUUCCUCUCCUGCAUAUUGCUGUUUUUAUUCUAGAUAUGCAAAUAGGCCAGAUCAUUGCUAUGUAGAAUGGAAACACAAUGAGUAUAAUGACAAGGCACAGUUGUGAUGUUAUCCACACAUUCUUUCCACGCUGACCCACAGUAUUUGGCAGAAGUUAAGGAAGGUUUGUUCCUUAUCGGAAAAAUGUCAUGAUUUCCAUCAUCUAUUCUUAAGGAGGGUUUGCAGAAUAUGAGUGGUGGCGUGGGCCAUCCGGGCUUCCUCACUCCUUGCAGGCUACAAAGGUUGGGGACUAAAUAUACAGGGCUGAUGCUAGAUUCUCAACAUGUUUCAAUAACCCCUAAAAGAAAAUGAUAUUUUAAGAGAGGAUAUCCUUAUGCUGAAAGCUACGAGCACAGGCCACAAUUAAACUGCAAGCUCAGCACUGAGCUGACAUUGUUUUAAGGCAGGGGUGUCAAACUGCCGGCCCGCGGGCCAAAUGCGUCAUGCCGAAAUUGCAGCCACCCCAUUAAGUUGCGAUACGUCGCAACACAUCAUGUGAUGUUGCGAGUUUGACACCCGUUUUAAGACCUCUCAUCUAUUUUAGCUGCCUGGCAUCUAAUCUUAGUAAGACUUGAGAUUUACUUGUAAGUAAACAAAAACAAUGCAUUGUAGCCUGUUAUUUUUGUAUAAAGGUCUUAUUGUUCAUCAGUUACAAUAAAGGAUGAGAAUUUGUUUAGGAUUUAACAUGAUGUAUAAACCAAACAGUACAACUUGUUCAAUAAAGUGUCAUGUAAAAAAAAAAUGCCUUGGCAUUAUAUGUGAAGGCAGCCUCUGGGUUACAGCAUUGCAAAAAGGCUGGAUUGAUUAUGUAUUUCUAUAGCUAUGCUCUCCAGAGGGCUUAAUUUAAACCUUCCUGUAGCAAAGUGUGGGAAGGGGUAGAAUAUCAGUUAAAAAAUCAAGAUGCAGCUGUACCCAUGAAAAUAAAGUCCCAACCCUUUUACAUGCACUGGGUUAGGAAAGUGGGAUUUCAAUCAUGCAAUGUCAGCUUCUGUAUUUAUUUAUUUUUUUUUGAGUCCUUGAAUAUUCUGCUAAAGGACCUUCUAAUUAAAGUUUGUUUUGCUCCUCUGGGGGGGGGGGAAGGGGCACAGGGUGCCCGGAAGGGGCAUGAUUUCAUGAAAGGUUCAAAUAUUUCAUGGAAUCCUGCUAAGACUAUCUACUUACAGUACUAGAAAUGUAAUUGGAUACAUUUAUUUCAUAUAACCGGACCUGAACUACUGUGGUUUGGGAAGAGUAACUUAGGAUCACCUGGUAUCUACCUAUGUUGCAUUUUUAUACUAUCAGUGUAGAAAAAUUUUCUUACACUAAUUUUGAUUUUAUUUGGCACGUGACUUAUUUUAUGCUGGAGUUAGAACUGGAAUUAAUAAUUGAUACUGUGCCCCUCAGAUCAUCCUAUUGCAAUAUUUCUCAACUUUGGCAAAUGUGUUUACUAUAAUUUCCAAAAUGCCCCAGCCAGCAUCCGUAUGGCUGGGUGGAGAAUUCUGAGAAAUGAAGUCCACGUAUCUUUCACAAGCAUGCAGCAUUUGGAGUAAUGCUAUUUGAUCAGCUGAGUUGGCUUUAUUUCACUGUUAAUAUAGUUGCUAUAAUUUAUACAGGUGGAGGCACCACAGGUUUUGUAAGGUUUGUCUUGAACAGAUUUAUUUACUUCAAUGGAAAAGACACAUAGGCUCAAAUAGAUAGCAGCUGUGUAGAUGUGUUGACCUAAUGGGUUCAGAGACCAGUUGGGGUUUUUUUUUUUUUUUCAGACAUAGAGAUCAUUAUCUUGGUCAUUGCAAAUUAAACAUACUGUCAUCUGAAGAGGGAAACUUGGUUAAUUUUCAUUUACUGGAAGCUAUCUGGGGAUUUGUCUUGAUCUAGCAAGCUAGCCAAUAUUGAAGUAUUCAAAACUUGCUUGUUUUUCAAUUAGCUACUGUGUGAUCACAUUUAUACUGCCGAUUUCACUUUUUUAAAGAUGAGUCAAACUGUGUACAAUACUUGUAUGACAAUGUCACUACUGGCUAUCGUCAGAUAAAUGGUGAGCAUAUAAAAUGGUUAUUUUCCAGCUUUUUAUCAAAUCAGUAAGCUGUGAAAUAGUGUGUCAAAUGUCCAUAUUUUUGCUGCUACUGUGCUAAAGCAAUAAAGGGAGUGAGUAAACUUG